AUGUUGUUAUUCUACAUCUCUCUUGUUUGUCUCGUCCAAUCAUCGUUCAGUGUCGAAUUAUCUAUCUACAAAAGUUUUACUGAAGUUCAUCAAGUUUGCUAUGGAAUCGGUGAACAUGCAUUGCAAUUUACAAAUGCUGAUUAUGGAAAUAUAAUUGAUGAAUCAAUCAGUUGGAUAGGUACACCAUUACUUCGACAAGAAAUCUACAGUACAAUUCAAUCACUUCAAAAUGCCAAAGUAAUAGUACGCCGAUCGACAGUGUGUGGAUGUGAAACAAUUGAAGCGAAAAUUGUCGAUCCUGAUUCAAUGUUACUGCAAAACGUGAAUACAGGAGCCUAUUUCUAUGCCGAUAAACAAUCAAUUGAAUAUUCGUCAGUACGACCGAACGAAGGUAGAACUACAUUGGCACUUCGAUUUGAAACUGAAAACACACAGUACAAUGGAACAUUGUCAUAUUUAAUGAAAGGAAUCACAUGGAAACCUACUUACGAUCUUUUAUUAAGAGGCGAAAAUGAUUGCAAACUUGUUGCUUUCGCAAAUAUCAAGAAUGACCAACAAAGUGAAUAUACAGUCGAAAUGACUCAUCUCUUGGGUGGUGAUGUUCCACUAGCUACUGGUUAUUCGAAUCCGAGUCAUGCAUUAGAGUUUGAUAAGAAACCAACAAAUCUGAGACCAAUUCAAUUGGAUGGGGAACAAAAAGGUGUGUACUCGUAUUCAUUGAACGAUAAAUACACACUACGCCCAUCAAGUUCGAUUCGUUUGCCAUUCAUUGAUAUUAUUGCAAAAUAUAAAUUCUACUACAAAGCAUCGGCAAGCAUCAGUGCAGGAACGUAUCAAGGUGUCUUUGAAAGAAUUUACGAUCUAACGCCCGAUCAUUUCAUGCCUGCUGGUACUGUCACUAUUCAUGAUAAUCAAGUACUUGUUGGUCAAGUGGCUUUACCUGAUGUUCCUGAAAAUUACACACAAACAUUUGCAGUUGGCCAAGACAACGACGUUCGCUACACGAUCAAGGGUAAUUUAACAGCGAAGAGUGAUGAUAAGGCACCUAAAUCAUUCGAAACAUACAAUAUCGACGUUAACGUUAUGAAUUUUAAGGGCAAAAAAAUUGAUACUCAACUUGUUUUCCAAGCGGGUAUUCAAAUAAUCCUUCUUGAAUCAACAUGUAAGUCUGUUAAUGUACAAGGAAAUCAACUCAAUAUGUUAGUUCAACUCAAUCAGAAUGAACGUCGUUCGUGCAAGUUAAAUGCUACGGUGCAAUUCAAUUAA
Molecule: messenger RNA, 1266 nt
Organism: Rotaria socialis
Lineage: Eukaryota; Metazoa; Rotifera; Eurotatoria; Philodinida; Philodinidae
Source: the annotation of a GenBank genome assembly